AUGGCACCGUCAGCCAACAGUCACCCCUCCACUCGUGCAUUGCAUGCCGAUGAUCCGCUACAUCUGGUGACUGAUGUUGCGCCCCCGAUUCAUUUAUCUACCACAUUCAGAUUCCCCAGCAAUCCAGAAGACUUGGUCCCAUCCGUGGACCCUGUUGUAGGUAUUCUCUCCCUAGUCCUUCAAACACGUCUAAAGCCUUUCCCCUUCCAGGAUGAGUUUGAAGGAAAGAAUUUUGUAUACUCCCGGGAAUUUGCGCCAAAUGCAACCCGAUUCGAAGCCAUUCUUUCAUCCCUCUUAGGUGGCCAAGCCAUAUGCUAUGCCACAGGUUUGGCUGCGUUGCACGCUGCACUGGUCCUUAUGAAUCCCCGCCGUAUAUCAGUGGGCGAAGGCUACCACGGUAGCCAUGAAGUGAUCAGCGUUAUAUCUCGACUGUCGGGGUUGCAGAAACUUGACCUCGACUGCCCGACCGACAGCCUCGAGGAGGGGGAUGUCAUCCUGCUCGAAACUCCCGUCAACCCGCUGGGAACCGCAUUCAGCAUCGAGGAAUACGCCCAAAAAGCCCAUUCGAGAGGGGCAUACCUCAUUGUCGACAGCACGUUCGCGCCGCCAGGCCUUCAAGACCCGUUCCUAUGGGGAGCAGAUAUCGUCAUGCAUUCCGGAUCAAAGUAUUUCGGCGGCCACAGUGACAUGUUAUGCGGGGUACUGGCGACCAAGCGCCCAGACUGGAGUAAACAGCUUUUCAAGGACCGACUAGCCAUUGGCAACGUCAUCGGGAACCUGGAGAGUUGGCUUGGGGUGCGGAGUCUGCGAACGCUAGAAGUUCGAGUGCAACGGGCCAGCCAGAACUCCGGUAAUCUGGUGUCAUGGCUGCAGUGUGCGCUGACGGUACCCUCACCUGCUCCGGGAAGUGCCGAGGCGAUCAUCCAGACAGUUCUUCAGAAAAUCCACCAUGCCAGUCUCCAGGAUGAACCCUGGUUACGGAAGCAGAUGCCAAACGGGUUUGGACCGGUGUUCGCCAUCAGUAUGCUGAAGGAAGAGUACGCCCGGGUGUUGCCCAGCAAGCUGGCCUUCUUUCAGCAUGCAACGAGUCUCGGCGGUGUCGAGUCUCUGAUCGAAUGGCGCGCGUUAUCGGAUUCGCGAGUGGAUCGAAAGUUACUGAGACUCAGCGUCGGAUUGGAGCAUUGGGAGGACUUGAAGAAUGACUUGCUGCAGGCGUUUAAGGCUCUCGCAGAGCAAAAAUAA
Molecule: messenger RNA, 1242 nt
Organism: Aspergillus tanneri
Lineage: Eukaryota; Fungi; Ascomycota; Eurotiomycetes; Eurotiales; Aspergillaceae
Product: putative transsulfuration enzyme family protein
Exons: 1
Coding region: 1-1242 (413 amino acids)
Biological process (GO): transsulfuration
Cellular component (GO): cytoplasm
Molecular function (GO): pyridoxal phosphate binding; carbon-sulfur lyase activity
Source: RefSeq, a predicted model, not a curated record